AUACCAAUACGUCUGUGAAACCUUAUUCGAGUGCAAGGCAAAGAUAUCUAGUAUAGUAUGUUGGUAACCGCCAUGAGUCGGAGAUCGUGCCUGAUGAGAUUCAGUCGCUCGUUGAACCGCAAGUAUGCGGCCUCUGUUGUCGCAACGGAUCAGUUGUUGGUUUCUGACCGGAUUUGCACGGGUGCUAGGUGCUUUGGAAGCACGCGCACUGUAGAUGCAAGGUAUAAUGGUGCUUCGUUGCGCAUCUCUAAGAACCAGCUCGAAAGGGGUCUGGGUCCAAAUCCGAGCUACUGGGCGAUAAAGGGAAUGGAAUACGGCAGGGAAAUAAUGAAAGAAUACCAAGAAGAACUUAAAAGGGAAGACAAACAGCUGGCCGAAGAGUCCAAAAUAGAAACGAUGCGCCUAUUCAGAUCAAGCGGUCAAAAAUAUAGCAAGUACAGCAAGAAGAAGGACCGACCAAUUGAGCCGGAUUUCAAAAUAUACGACGAGGAUAGUAAGAUACCCUUGAACGAGUUGAACGAGCUGGAGGAAGACCUCACAACGCUGUCGAAAACACCACUGACUAAAUCUGCUGCUGCUGCGGUGGAGAUAGAUAAGACCGUACCUACUGAGGAGCCUCUAGAUGAGCCAAUCAGAACCACCCGCCUGGACAAGACAAUGUUUGAGCCAAAGGAUGGUAAAUACAAGGCAUUUGAAGAGGUCGGGGCCAAUAUCGCCAACCCCACCAAUGAGGACUACAUCAAUGCCAUAUUCAAGAAGAAGCGAGAAGAGGAACAAACGACGACACCAGAGAAAAGGAAACCAGGCUCUGAGAAGUAACUUCAUCCUGUGUAAAAUAACCUUCUGUGUACAUCAAUAAACCUCUUUACGCAG
Molecule: messenger RNA, 873 nt
Organism: Sphaeroforma arctica JP610
Lineage: Eukaryota; Ichthyosporea; Ichthyophonida
Exons: 4
Coding region: 58-819 (253 amino acids)
Source: RefSeq, a predicted model, not a curated record